AGACUCCACUGCGCCCGCCUCGCGCCAUUGGCCACCAACGCGCCAGUUAGGAGCCGCGGGCUUCUGCACCGGCCUUCGGCACGUGCGCCUAGAGGCGGGUUUCGAGCGAGGCGAAGAUGGAGGCGGCCGGGGAGCCCGACGGCUCCGGAUCCGAUUCCGGAUCGAGGGCCGGCAGCCCCCGCCCAUCCUCCCCAGCGUGGGAGAAUCGGCAGCGGCAUCCCUCCAGUGCUCUUUGCGGCGCUUGUGGAAGCAGCUUCUCCGUGGCCUCGGCAGGUCCCCGAGCUGAAGUUCACUUUGGGGAUCCCCAUGAAGAAGCAUGCAUUUCGAGGCCCAAAGAGUCCAAAACUGUACUAUGUCCUGAUUGUGAGAUUCUUCAAAUUCUGAAGUCAGGAUUUGAGACUGAGCUGUCACAACCGGAACCUGUGAAGCUGAGUGAUCCAUUCACCUUUCAGUCACUGCUGCCCUGUAUUCAACCUGAAAAGAAUAUGGAUAUUGGGUAUCAUCCACCUAUAUUACCAAAGGAAUCGACAGAAGUUAAUGUUGUAGUUUGCCAUGUAAACAAUCCUGAUGAUUUCUACCUUCAGUUGGUAGAAAAGCUUGAUUUUUUACUUUUCCUGAAGAUAAUUAAAGAUGCGUAUAAAAAUGAAUGUGAUGGCGAAAAUCUUGAAAUCCUCUGUCCAGUCCAAGGACAAGCCUGCAUAGCUAAGUUUGAAGAUGGAAUUUUGUACCGGGCAGAAGUCAUUGGCUUGCCAGGACAUCAAGAAGUGGAAGUUAUGAAUGUUGACACUGGCCGGUCUGCGAGGAUAGCCCUUAAAGACAUACGUCAAGUAAAGGAAGAGUUUUUGAAUUUCCCAAGAAAGGCAAUUAAAUGCAAACUGGCCAAUAUUGAACCUUCUACCGGUACAGGACAUUGGAGUGUAGAAGCCAAAGAAAAAUUUGUGGAAAUGAUUUACGGCCAAUUUUUGAUUUGCUCAGUUAAGAGAAUUUUGGAAGAUAAUGUGCUGUUAGUUGAACUUUUUCUUUCACCCCAUGUUCCUGGAGUGAUGACGAACAGUGUUAAUAGCGAGCUGGUUAAAGGAGGCCUAGCAUGUUAUGACUUGGGGCAAGUAUAAGGCUUAUAUUUUGGCCUAAAAGAAAUUUAGCCCAGAUGUUUUUAUUAAAUCAUUAAACUAUUAUAAAUUAAUAUGGUAUAAUUGAA
Molecule: messenger RNA, 1198 nt
Organism: Ornithorhynchus anatinus (platypus)
Lineage: Eukaryota; Metazoa; Chordata; Mammalia; Monotremata; Ornithorhynchidae
Product: RING finger protein 17-like
Exons: 8
Coding region: 117-1112 (331 amino acids)
Source: RefSeq, a predicted model, not a curated record